AUGAGAAUUUUACUAUUCUCAAUUCUCUUUGCAUUGUGCGAAUCUCAACGACUUGAAAAAGCGAGAUCAGUUUGGGUAGAGCAAGGAUUGGUGCGUGGAAAUAUUUUUGAAAUUGAGGGAGUUCAUAUGCAAAUGUUUCGUGGUAUUCCAUAUGCUGAACCACCAAUUAAUGACCUGAGGUUUAAGGUGAGUAAAACUUUUUUUGGACUCAUACAAACACUUCGAGUUUCUGGUGUUAUUUUGCUGCACAUGAUGAAAAAGUCGCAUAAAUAAAUGAGAAUAUGUUUCCAGAAACCUGUGAAAAAAGCUCGCUGGCAUCAAGAACUAUCAGCAACUGAAUAUGGACCACCCUGUUUACAAUUUAUGGAUUUUCACAAAAAUGAUAAAUUUGCCAAGGAUAAUAUGGAAAAACAAAGUGAAGACUGUUUAUAUUUGAAUGUUUUCAGUCCAUAUGUAAGUUUCCUCUAACCUUGUUCCCAUUUUUUCACACUACUAUUUCGCAAUACCACUUUUUUUUUCUCUAACCUCUUGACACUCUCCCAUCUCUCGCUCUCUUUUCGCUCGCUGCAUUUUUCUCUUUUCUCCCCACUUUAUAUUUGAAAACACACAAUGUGUAUUCACUGGCCUCCUUAGCUCAGUUGGUAGAGCGUGAGACUUUUAAUCUUAAGGUCAGGGGUUCGAGUCCCCUAGGUGGCUUGAUUUUUUUGUAGGAUAACGAUGAUGAAUCGAAGACUUAUCCGAUCUUGGUUUGGAUUCAUGGUGGAUCAUUUUUAGCUGGAUCUGGUGACACUGGAAUUGAUAUCAAUAUUGUGGCGAAAAAUUUGGUGAAAAGAGGAAUUGCUUUUGUAUCAAUCAACUAUCGGCUUGGACCAUUGGGUUUUUUGAAUUAUCCGAAUGGCGAGAAAUUGGAUGGAAAUUUUGGAAUUUGGGAUAUGGUUAUGGCGUUGCAAUGGAUUCAAGCAAAUAUGAAACAGGUUUGAGAUUUUCAUAGAGAUUAGAAAAUAUGUUAAAUUGGUUUUCAGUUCAAUGGAGAUCCUUCAAAUGUAACAAUUAUGGGAGAAAGUGCUGGUGGAGCUGCGUCGAGUUUGUUGGCAUUGUCUCCAAAAACGCAAGGUAUGAAACGACUAUUGAAAAAAAAAAUUAUAUUUUAUGAAACUCAAUUUCUCAGGUUUGGUUCAUCGAGCGAUUAUCAUGAGUGGUUCCUCUCUCGCCGGUUGGGCUGUUCAUCGACACAGUCAACCAGCGUAUGCAAUUGAUAACAUUGUUCAAUAUUUAAGGUACAAUUACAGAAUUCGAUUUUUUUCAACUUCGAAUUUCUUCCAGAUGUCAAAAAUUCAUCAGUGAAUCCGAUACCCGUGAAGUUGUCGGUGAUGAAUAUCAAAAUCUUAUGAAAAAAGAUGGAAAGGUUAAACUUUGCAAUUACCAACAUAUGAAAAUCAAUUGUCUAACAGCUGAUAUGCAAUUGGACACAAAAUUAGACUGUCUUCGAAAAGAAUUGAAUUUCACAAAUGCAUUGUUCCGAAAAGCAUUAGCAACUGAAUUGGGUGUUUCAAAAAUGGUGGUUGACGGCGAUUUGAUACCAAGCUCUGGUGUAACUUUGGCUGAACUUAAUGCAAGAAUUCCAAUUAUGACUGGAGUUGCCAGAAAGGAAUGGGGGCAUAAAAAACGUAUGUUUUAUUACAAUGUGAACAUUACUAAUAUAUAGAUUUCCAGCACUUUUCUAUAACAUGCAUCAAAAAGGAGGAUUGACUAGAAAUGAUGUUUCUGAACAGAUUUAUCGUAUAAUUGAUAAUAAUUUUCAUGAAACAACAUCUGAAAAAAUGUCAAAUUCAACUGUUCAGUUAUUAGCAAAUGCGACACUUAUCAGAUAUACUCCUUAUUUAUCAGAACCUUCGAAGGGAUUCAAUGCAAAUCAAGUUGUUGGAGCACUUCAGAAAAUUGAAUCUGAUAUUGAAUUUGUUGCGCCAUGUCAAAGAGAAAUUGAAGCAUAUGCGGAGAGAGGUGUCAAAGUUUUUGCGUAUUCGUUUGAUUAUGUUCCGAUGGAUACUAUUUAUGAGACUGUAAGUGAGGUCUUACCCCUACGUUUUUCAGCUUCAAAGAAUUUUAUCUCAUUCCCCCCUAGUGAAGCCCAAUCUUUUUGUAUGUCCAAAGUUUAUAACACAACAUCCUAAUCUUCUCUAAUUAAAUUUUUGACUAAUUCCAGGAGCGCAAAGUUUUUGCUCUUUUCGGUGACAAAGCUGUAGAGAUCAAAAGAACGGAAAAGGAGAAAAACGGUAACAUAUUUUCCCCCUAAUUUAAUCAAAAAAUUUUUUUGCAGAUUUGAAAGAAGCAUUCCACGGCCUUGAUCAUGCUUUCAUUUUCACAAAAGGUUAUACAAGUAAUUUUGAAAUUGAGCCAUAUAGCAAAAAAGACGAGAGAAUGUCUCAACUUUUAUGCUCGAUGAUAACGAAUUUUGUGAAAACUGGAGAUCCAUCAACUCAACGAUUUUCUUGGCCAGCAUAUACUGUGAAUUCUACGCAACAUGUUUCAAUUAAUAUUCCUCCGAAAUUGGUUGAUGGAGAUAUUCACUGGCCUGAUGCAAAUUUCUGGAAUGUUGAGGCUGAAUUGAUUAGUAAAUAUAUUGCGAUUGAUGCUGAAACGGCUGUAAAUCCUGAUGCUGAUUUAACAAAUGAGGAAAGAGUUCAGGUAAUUUUGUUAUUUCAGAAGAAAAGAAAAUCUGAAUAAUAUUUGAAAAAUUUGUUUCAGCUCUCUGCUUAUCGUCGAUCCUGGUAUGCUCUUUGGGUAAUUGUCAUCGUUCUCUCACUUAUUCUUUGGUCAUUUGUUGGCUACUGUACUUAUCACAAAUCGAAAAGUGCUCGAAACAAACCAUACGAUAAUAUUCUACUCCCAAAAUAA
This is a messenger RNA of Caenorhabditis angaria, 2895 nucleotides long. Lineage: Eukaryota; Metazoa; Nematoda; Chromadorea; Rhabditida; Rhabditidae. The record is from the annotation of a GenBank genome assembly.